AUGCCUACAGCCGAGGCGCCAUGUUUACCGGCAGUGCCGGCCAGUUACCGUGACAGGCUUGUAGCAUUUUUCAAGCUGCAUGAUGAGACAAAAUUGGGGCACGUCGAGGCCCUGCUGGAGAAAUACGCCGGGAAGGAGGAGAGACUUAUGUCUGCGCUCGUGAAGAAGUACGCUUCGCUGGAGCUGCAGCCUGAAAUUGCUUCUGCGGACCCGCCAGCGCGCGACUCUUACGAGGAGUGUCGGGCUGCCGUUGUGACAAUACUGCAGCGGCACGACCCCUCGAGGCUGGCGCAGGUGGACCGCCUCCUCCUUAAGCACAAGGGGAGAGAGGAUGCCGUCUUGAGGCACUUGCAGAAGAAGUAUCUCACGGAGGGCGUGGUGCCACCUCCUGAUGCCCCCCAGCCGCCGCCAUCAACAACACCUUCCGAGCGAGACGAUUACAGCCAACGCCUGGCGUCAUUUUUUCUUCUUUACGACCCUGAGAAGGUGCCACACGUUGACAAGAUUCUCCGCAAGUAUCGUGGGAGGGAGGAGAAGAUGCUGGCGGCUCUUGUGCGUCGCUUUGGCCCUGAGCCUUCGAGCCCUAAAAAAAAACCGUCUGCGGAGGCGGAGGGCGCGCCGUCCGUGACGCUUGUCAGCGAAGCGGCGUUUGCCGCACGACUGAGGCGAUUUUUCACUUGCUACGAUGCAAUUAAGCUCCAGGGCAGCCACGUGGAUGAGCUGGUCCACAACUUCUGUGAGGCACCAGAGGCUUUAUUUGAUGAACUAACGCAACUGUACGGGCCAGAGCCACCGGAGGCGGUGCCGCAGCCUCAGCUACCGACGGAGGCUGAAGUUGAUAAACUCCUCCCAGUAGAGAGUUGUGUGACUCUGGCCACGGAGGGGUCUGAGAAUGAUCUCCACCAUACAUUGAGCGGUGCUACUGUUCCGGCGGCUGUACCUGCGGAAAAUGGUCCGCGGGCGGUGGAUGCCACGGCCUUUAUCCGUUUUUUCAGUGCUGAGUGGUGCCUGACAGAAGAACAACAGGCAGAUGCUUCACGACGUCUUGACACCUUUUUUCGCCCCAUCCCUGCGGGUUUAUCACCCCAAGCUGCGCAGGGUCCGUCAUCUGCGGUAGCUUUUGGGGUUACUUCGGACCGACACACGUGGCCGCCGCUCGAUGUGUCUCACGAAGAGCUACAGCGGUGGCGAGAGCAAAAGCUUUUGCUGUCGGAUCGUCUUGCAUGGCGAAGGCGGCUAACGUCGAGGCGAUAA
Molecule: messenger RNA, 1254 nt
Organism: Trypanosoma rangeli
Lineage: Eukaryota; Euglenozoa; Kinetoplastea; Trypanosomatida; Trypanosomatidae
Exons: 1
Coding region: 1-1254 (417 amino acids)
Source: RefSeq, a predicted model, not a curated record